Sphenostylis stenocarpa is the source of this 1923-nucleotide messenger RNA. The record is from the annotation of a GenBank genome assembly. Lineage: Eukaryota; Viridiplantae; Streptophyta; Magnoliopsida; Fabales; Fabaceae.
AUGGUGUGUCCGGUACUUUGUAUUUGGUUCUUGGGUAUUUCAAUGGGCAAGCCAAGAAGAGGAGAAGAUGCUCUUUGUUUUGUGGUUUUUUUCUGGUUUUGGAGCUCUUCCAAUGCCUUGCUUUCUCCUAAGGGAGUGAACUUUGAAGUGGAAGCUUUAAUGGGCAUAAAAGCUUCUCUUGUGGAUCCUCAUGGCAUUCUGGAUAAUUGGGAUGCGGAUGCAGUUGAUCCAUGCAGCUGGAAUAUGGUCACAUGUUCCCCUGAGAAUCUUGUUAUUAGCCUGGGCAUUCCCAGUCAAAAUUUAUCUGGUAUUCUAUCUCCAAGCAUAGGAAACCUAACAAAUCUUCAGACUGUGGUGCUACAAAAUAACAACAUAACUGGGUCAGUCCCUUCAGAGGUAGGAAAACUUUCCAAGCUUCAAACUCUUGAUCUCUCUGACAACUUCUUCAAUGGGGAAAUUCCUCCCUCUCUGGGUCGCCUGAGAAGCCUCCAGUACUUGAGGCUUAAUAAUAACAGUUUUGAUGGAGAAUGCCCAGUAUCACUAGCGAACAUGGCGCAGCUUGCUUUUCUCGACUUGUCCUACAAUAAUCUGAGUGGCCCUAUACCUAGAAUUUCGGCCAAAUCAUUCAGUAUUGUAGGAAACCCCCUAGUUUGCGCUACAGAAAAAGAAAAAAAUUGCCAUGGGAUGACACUAAUGCCUAUGUCAAUGAACUUGAACAGUACUGAGGAUGCUUUACCAUCUGGCAGAACAAAGGCUCACAAAAUGGCCAUUGCCUUUGGUCUGAGUCUUGCAUGCCUUUGCUUGCUCGUUUUUGGUCUUGGACUUGUUUUAUGGAGGAGGCACAAGCGUAAACAACAGGCAUUCUUUGAUGUUAAAGACCAGCAUCAUGAAGAAGUCUACCUUGGAAACUUGAAGAGGUUCCAAUUAAGAGAACUCCAGAUUGCUACUAACAACUUCAGCAACAAAAACAUUCUGGGAAAGGGUGGUUUUGGAAAUGUCUACAAGGGAAUUCUCCCAGAUGGCACUCUUGUGGCAGUCAAGAGGCUUAAAGAUGGCAACGCCAUUGGAGGAGAUAUACAAUUUCAGACUGAAGUUGAAAUGAUCAGCUUGGCGGUGCACCGAAACCUCCUCAAAUUGUAUGGAUUUUGCAUGACACCAACAGAAAGGCUUUUGGUUUAUCCUUACAUGUCCAAUGGAAGUGUUGCUUCUAGGCUCAAGGGCAAACCAGUGUUGGAUUGGGGCACAAGGAAGCAAAUUGCCAUAGGAGCAGCAAGGGGACUGCUAUACCUUCAUGAGCAGUGUGAUCCAAAGAUAAUUCACAGAGAUGUGAAGGCUGCAAAUAUAUUGCUUGAUGACUAUUGUGAGGCAGUGGUAGGAGAUUUUGGGUUGGCAAAGCUUUUAGAUCACCAAGAUUCACAUGUCACAACUGCAGUGAGGGGCACAGUGGGGCAUAUUGCACCAGAGUAUCUUUCCACAGGGCAAUCUUCUGAGAAGACUGAUGUCUUUGGAUUUGGCAUUCUGCUUCUUGAAUUGAUCACAGGCCAGAGGGCACUGGAAUUUGGAAAAGCAGCCAACCAAAAAGGAGCCAUGCUUGAUUGGGUGAGGAAAAUCCACCAAGACAAGAAGCUUGAGUUGCUUGUGGACAAGGAUCUCAAGAACAGCUAUGACAGGAUUGAGCUUGAGGAAAUUGUUCAAGUGGCACUCUUGUGCACACAAUAUCUUCCUGGCCAAAGGCCCAGAAUGUCUGAAGUUGUACGCAUGCUUGAAGGUGAUGGCCUUGCAGAGAAAUGGGAAGCUUCUCAAAGUGCUGACACCACCAAAUGCAGCAAACCACAUGAACUCUCUUCAUCAGAUAGGUAUUCUGACCUCACUGAUGACUCUUCUUUGUUGGUCCAAGCAAUGGAACUCUCAGGCCCCAGAUGA